GGGCUCUGCUACGGAGAAUUCGGUGCUCGAGUUCCUAAGACAGGAUCAGCUUAUCUCUACAGCUACGUGACUGUGGGUGAGCUGUGGGCCUUCAUCACAGGGUGGAAUCUAAUCCUCUCCUAUGUUAUUGAUGCUUCACUCUUGCACUCACCGAGGAUUUCAGGACUCAUCAGUGGGAUGCAUUUUUGAUGGCUCCUGCCAGCUGGUGAGAAAGGUGAUGAUAAAUUGUCUCCUUCAUGCCCUUCAUCUAGUUGGUUUUGGGGCCCUUCCUACCAUGACACUCGACGACCAAAAUGAGUGAAAUAGCUGUGGUUGCUGUCCUAAAACCUGAUUCUGCAAAUGCACAAUGAAAAGUUUUGCCUAUUGAAUGUUCUGCUCCAAGGAUCUGGGCUCAGAGUGGUAUUUCUGAGAUUUUUUUUCUCUCUCAUAAUGGAUUUUGAACAACUGCCUCAGUUCUUACUUCAGAGUUGACUGCUCACUGUAUUGUCACAAGGCAGAAAAUUCAGUAAAAAAUAAGUAGACACCAUUCGUGGAUGUGUUCAAAUACGACUUCCUUAUUUUUAUUUCAGUCCUAUGUCAAGAGUGUGUAUUUGCAAACUGUUUCACAUAAUUUGUGAGAAGGGGUGGCUGAGGUGGAAAAUCACUGGGGGAGGAUAUGAGGUAUAGGAGAUCUCUUUAUCUUACCCAGCCCUUCUCUCAGAGCUAAUUGUCCCUCUUGUGAGCAAGGACAACUCCCAGCAGCUUCUGGGGUGUGGAGGAGGAAGAUAUGUUGGCUGCCACUGUAAGGCCCCAAUCAACUUGCUCGAUGAGACUUUUGAAAGUGUUUAUAAUGGUUCCUGUACUCUGGGUUAGACACAUGGGAGAAAUACCAACCAGAUAUUCUCAAGAGGUCAAAACAACAUAAAAGUUUACUGGCAAACUUUUGAAAAAUCUGGAAACUUUGGCUAAAGACUUAGUACAAUGUCUGAUCAACAUAAAACACUUCUCACAGCAUUAAUUUAGCCCAUCCAGCUUAGCACACUUUAAACCCGUUCCAUGUUAAGUUACUCAAAAUUUUCCAAGAAGAGGGAAUUAGAAGAAGGAGCAAAAGACAGAAGAUACAGAAAAGCACAGAUAGCUACCAACGCCUGGGUUCCAGCAGUGUUCAGAUACAAACUCCAAGAGGAAGGUAGGGUCAAGAUGGGCUGCACUUAUGCUCAACCUUAAAAAACCCAUGGCCUUUGUGGGCCCUCCCCCCCAGGUGGAACUUCUGGUCAUUUGGCCACUCAGGAGCUGGAUUAGGUGGAGUGGAGCCCUGCCCCUGGUGUGCCAGUGCAGGGCUGGAGUAGGGGCUGAGGGGUGUGGGGACAGGGCACUGCCUCACCAGGGCAAAGCUUGACCUGCUCACACUCACACACACAGGCAUCCCUAAAUGUCUCGAGACAUCAGUCCUUCCAGUCUCUGACAUGUGCAUGCUGCACUUCAGAGCCAUGGCUUGAGAGGGGCAGAAAACCAUUUUUUUUCUUAAUCUUGCCAAUUAGAAAUGAGAAAAUUGAGAAUGUUGAGAAAAUGCGAAAUUGAAAAUGAGAAAAUUCCAAGCAGUGCAUCGAAAAUGUGUAUCUCUAAGGGGCUCGGCCAGCUUGGUAUUUUCAUGCUGAGGUUCUCAGCCAUUGGGUCAGGAAGUAUUAUGAGGGUGGAAAAAGAAAUCCUGGGGUCCCAAGGAUGGGUGGCCAGUAGCUUUUAAUUAAUUGAAGUGACUUGACUCAGGGGAAGGCUCAUGUGGAGUCUUGGAGGUGGGUGAUGAGAAAAAAAUGGGCAUGCAACUGAUCAGUUACGGUCUAGAGAGAAGGAGAAAGAUGUCCGGGACCAGGAUCUGAUGUGAACUUUCUCCUGGGAUGAUGUAGAUUUGGGGAACUGUGCCAGACUGUGGGAUGUGUUUCAGGAAGUAGAAGCUGGUGGGAGCUGGUAUGAUGAGUAACAGCAUCUCUGGUAAGUAGAUGCUGCUGGGGCUUCCUGGCACUUGGUGACCUCCUUGCCUGUGCCUGUUCCUGCAGCAAGCCCAGCACCCUGAGCUCUGUGGUUCUCCUGAGAGCUGUGUGCUAUAGGCAGGAGCCAAAUCUGCUCUUGUGAGGAUGUGCUGACCCAGAACUAGUAAAUCUUCCUGGAUACAAGCUGAAUGUCUUUGCACUGUGCUCUCGAAUAACAGCAAGAUGUUAUCCAGGUGUCUGCAUUGUUGAAAGAAUGUCAGAUUUGUCCUGCUCCCUCAAGCCUGUUGGUUACAGAGAGUUCUGGAUAAAUGGCUGAUAGUUAUAUGGAACUGGCGUCCAAGCAGCUGGCAUCUAAUAUAACACAUGCAGGAGCUGGGUGUUCCCGUCCUAGAAUGUGAAAUAUUAGAACUAGGAUUAAAAAAUAGCACUAAAAUAGUCUUUUUCCUCAAAUCGUGCCAAAGCUAACCUGAAAAAUUGUAAUGUGGUAUAUGAUACGAGCUUUUGCAAUUUCUCAAGAUGAAAUUGAUGGCAGUGAUGUCCAAACUCUUUAAAGGUGUUCACACUGUGCACUUUUCUGUCUUGAUGAACAGAAGAGUCUCCCAACAGGGCUGUUGUGCAGCUUAAUUUUUAUGCUGUUGCAAAGCUGGAUGGGGCAGGUGAGUGUUCCCAGCUGUGCUGCAGGUGCUGCCCACCGCUGCUGCAGAGGAUUUGGCUCUAGGUGAGCACAGACAUUGUUUGACAGGAUUGCAGGUGCCGGAGUUGGGACCUGAACACCCACUCACAGGUGAGUGUGGCAGGACAGACUGUUCUGGGUGGAAAGGGGCUCCUGAUGGCAUCCUCUGAGGAGCUGCUCUGCAAGCCAAAGCCAAGCCAAGCUCUUUUUUUAACUAGGUAAUUAUGUACAGUAAUAAUUAUCAUAUGCAAUUAGGUGCUGUUAUAUAAAGAGUAUGUACUGUGUAAGACAUUGGGAGUGUAGCAGUACCCACGUUAACACAGGAGAGGGAGAAGUUGGCUUUUACCCAAGUCUUCUUACUUUACAAAUGCUAUCAUUGUCUGGUGGUAGCUCUUUGUUGUUACUAUUUCAGGUCUCUAAAAUGAUUUUUAUGGCCCAGACACUGUCCCCAGCUUGCUUGCCCUGAGGCCCCAGGUUCAGUCAUCACCCCAGCACGCUGCACGUAGUUGGAUGCACUCAAAUGGAAACAAAAAGUGUCCCCAGAGGGUGAAGCCUGAGCACUUGCUGCAGGCAGCUGUUCCACUUGCUGUGGUCAUCACCAAUAUUCUGCAAUGGGCUGACUUAUGCUCAGAUAACAUGUAAAUUGUAUCUGAAUCUUUUUCCUGUUUGGAUGUUCUAGCACUGAAGGUCAGAGCAGACCUGAGUGUUGCCAGAGUGCAGGGCUGGCCACUAGUGUGGUCCAGGCUGUGGUGCUCCAGCAUUGCACUGCUGGAGGGCAUCUGGAUUCUGUAAGGUCUCUCUGCCUGGGCUGCAGCCACCUAACUGGGCCUGCCAGGGACUUCUGCCAGCAUUACAUUUAGACCUCUCUGGUAACAGAAGUUACCAGGUUUGGGGGAAGAUCAGGCCCUUGGGGGUGUAAAGAAAAGGUCAGUCAGGGCACUAUCUAAGGCAAAGACGAGGUUUGCAAAGAAGCCAGACUGAAAGGACUUUUCUCAUCUUGUCAGUUCAGCAUGAGUCUGAGGCCCACCACCUGUGUGUGUUACCAUCAGAGCAGAUGCCAAGCAUGAACACAGGCUGUGGGCUGGGUAUGGAGAGGAAAGGCUACUUCCAGCACCUGGGAGCACAUGCAAGGUUGCUUUGAGGCCCUCCAUAUUGAAAAACCUUACAAGGCUUCCCCUGGUUUGGAACAUGUGCCAGCCACAAAGGGUGAUCUUUGUCCAUUCUGUCCUCUGGCAGGAACCUCAAGUGUGGCCAGAGCCUGGAGCGCGACGUUUGAUGAAAUCAUAGGGCAGCACAUUGAAAAGUUCUGUAAAAAGUACAUGACGAUGGAUGCUCCUGGAGUGCUAGCAAAAUACCCAGACAUCUUUGCUGUGGUGAUAAUCAUCAUCCUGACAGGGCUUUUAGCUUUUGGCGUGAAAGAAUCUGCCCUGGUGAACAAAGUGUUCACCUGCAUCAACGUCCUUGUCCUUGGAUUUGUUGUGAUCUCCGGCUUUGUGAAAGGAUCUGUUAAAAACUGGAACCUGACUGAACAGGACAUUUACAACACCAGCCAUAGCAUUUUCAAAGACAAUCAAACACAGGAAGAAAAACUCUACGGUGUUGGAGGGUUUAUGCCCUAUGGAUGGAAAGGAGUCCUCUCAGGGGCAGCCACGUGUUUUUAUGCUUUUGUGGGAUUUGACUGUAUUGCUACUACAGGUGAGGAAGUAAAAAACCCUCAGAAGGCCAUUCCUAUUGGCAUUGUGGCAUCUCUUCUCAUCUGCUUUGUGGCUUAUUUUGGCGUGUCGGCUGCCCUGACGCUCAUGAUGCCUUACUACCAGCUGGAUACCAAUAGCCCUUUACCCAAUGCCUUUAAAUAUGUGGAUUGGGAUGGAGCCAAUUAUGCAGUGGCUGUCGGUUCCUUGUGUGCACUUUCUACGAGUCUCCUUGGCUCCAUGUUUCCGAUGCCUCGAAUAAUUUAUGCUAUGGCAGAAGAUGGACUUCUCUUUAAAUUUCUGGCUAAAGUCAAUGAGAAGAGAAAAACUCCCUUAAUUGCAACAGUGACAUCAGGAGCUACGGCAGCUGUUAUGGCCUUUCUCUUUGACUUGAAAGAUCUUGUGGACCUCAUGUCCAUCGGGACCCUCCUGGCUUACUCCUUGGUAGCAGCCUGUGUGUUGGUACUGAGGUACCAGCCAGAGCAGCCUAAUUUGGCAUACCAGAUGGCUAGGUCAACAGAAGAGACAGAUAACAACGAGUCUGUGAGCACCAGUGAGUCACAGGCUGGGUUUCUGCCAGAGGAGGAGAAGUUUUCUCUCAAAGCCAUACUGUGUUCCACAGAUUCAGAUCCUUCCAAAUUCUCUGGUUCGGUGGUGAACAUCUCAACCUUCAUCAUUGGUUUCCUUAUUGUGGGUAUCUGUAUCCUGACUUCCCUUGAGCCAAACAUUCUGAUAAACACAGUACAGAUUAUAGCCGCCAUCCUUGUUGUCACUGUCAUCUUCAUUAUACGGAAACAGCCUGAAAGCAAAACCAAACUCUCCUUUAAGGUACCUUUUCUGCCCUUUCUUCCUGUUGGAAGUAUUUUUGUGAAUGUUUACCUCAUGAUGCAGCUAGACGCAGGCACAUGGAUCCGGUUUGCGAUCUGGAUGCUCCUAGGCUUUAUCAUCUACUUUACCUAUGGAAUAUGGCAUAGUGUGGAAGCCAGCUACGCGGCCUCAGCAGAAGCGGAGAGAAACACAGACACGGGCUCAGACAGCUGUAAAUGACUCUGUUUGGCUUACAGGCAACUGAAAGAACGGCUGCAGUGAAAGAAGCUUUGUGGUGGGGAUCCUGAACCAGAUUACACCUGUAAUCAGUCAUGCAGGAAUAAGGAGGUGGAAUGCAGGCCUCCCCAGCUUGGUCACUGCAGCUUGCAGUUUGUUUAGCAGCACAGUUUAAAGGGACCACAAGAUGAAAAGACUCAACUCUGGCAUAUUCCCAGCAGCACUGGCAGCUCAACUGGGGUGCUUCCCUCUCUCCCUCUCCUGUUUUGUUUUUUUUUUUUCUCCCAGUGUGUAGAAAGAGAACUGCUUCUGUGUGCAAAUGCUGCUAUGAGAACAGGCCUCACAAAUGUCCUUCUUUCAGUAGCCCCCAGAAAUACCUCCCCAUAGAUAUUGUACUUGAUUAUACAUGGAGCAGAUUUUGCAGUGCUACUGUCAGGCACAGACCAGGAUCCAUCCUUAACCCUAUGUGAGUUGUACAAUCUGUAUGCACACAAAAAAAAAGGUUCUCACCAAAUGCUACAUUUCACCAGGUUAACAAAGCACCUGCAAGAUUUGCAUUCUUUCAAAUAUCAGGUCUUACCUUUUCUGUUCUAUCUAACAGGGUUUUUUAGCUACGUGCUCACAUGCUUUAAGGCAUGUCACUGCUGUGAAAGGUUGGAAAGGUUUGUGGUCACUGCUUGUCAGGUGAGUGAUCGCUUGCCAGCACACAGGCAACACCAGCAGGUGUUUCUGCCAACUGUGUGUCCCACAGAGCAAUUGCCAGCUUUAGUCAGGAAACCAUGUGGUGCAAGUCCUGCAAAGGCUUGAAAACAAUGGGUGUCUCCAAAGAGCAGUCCUGCCUCUUUGCCUCAGAGAUCACCAGUGGUGUGAGUGGCCCAACAGAAUUGAGUUAGCCCUGACACCAAGUGGAGCCCUAUGUUCCUGCCCCCACAUCAGUUUUGUGUGCUGGCUGCCUGGCAUUAGCAGCUUUGGUUUGACAUUGGUGGGUGGAGCACAUUCCUGCACUGGGAAGGGAAGCACAGGAGGAUCUCAGAAGCAUGAAGUUCUUACAUGAGCAAUGCCUGGUGUCUGCCCCCUGUCCAGGGGAGGCUCUGGGGUAUGCAGGGGCUUCUCAGUCCUGGCAGAGUGUGCAGCCCAGAAAACACCAUUAAGCUGUAGGGUCUGACUUGCUGAGGGGAGCUUUCCCUUUGGGGCUGGAGAUCGUCUCCAGAGCCUGCCCAUAGUGAAGGAUGGGAAAUUUGGAGUUGAGACCAGCGUCUGUAUGUGCCAGACAAUGUGAUUGGCAAUGUCUUGGUUUUGGCUGUAUGAUGAUUUUUUGUUUAAUUUCUCUCUAAUAACUUUCCCUAGCCAAAUUAAUCCACUACCCUAAAAAGGCUUAUUAAAGCACCUUCACGUGAAGGUGAACCACACCCAA
Molecule: messenger RNA, 6789 nt
Organism: Prinia subflava (tawny-flanked prinia)
Lineage: Eukaryota; Metazoa; Chordata; Aves; Passeriformes; Cisticolidae
Gene: SLC7A1
Product: solute carrier family 7 member 1
Exons: 12
Coding region: 3765-5378 (537 amino acids)
Biological process (GO): L-arginine import across plasma membrane; L-ornithine transmembrane transport
Cellular component (GO): plasma membrane
Molecular function (GO): L-lysine transmembrane transporter activity; L-arginine transmembrane transporter activity; L-ornithine transmembrane transporter activity
Source: RefSeq, a predicted model, not a curated record